CCACAUAAGAGCGCAGGCAUGACUAAGGAUUAGCAAUGCAUCUGACAUAACUUCCUGUUUGGAGUCGAGACAAUGAACGUAUACUUGCCUCAGAGGAGGAGACUAAGGUGCAGCCGCAUCCUCUUCUUUAUCUCAGGUGUCCUGUUGUGUUUCGUCUACACCUUGACUUUGAAGGCCAGGCUGUCACAGCCACUAGCCUCUGCCCAGACGGAUGAUGGAGCGGAGGUGGGUAGCGAUGAACACGUCGAGGUCAGCAUUCGGGAGUUGAUAGCGUCCAAUGAGACUGAGGAAACUAAAGCUACCCUGGUGAAAGUCGUCAACAGGACGGAUAUUGAACAGUGUAUCUAUGUAGAUCCCCAGCCUCCCAAACCACCUCCAACUCCACCGCCACUGACCACCGCAACUCCACCCUACCCCCCACUCCAGCCACCUCACAGGAAGGGUGACUACCCGGAGGACUUGUUCUCGAUAGAGCAGCGUCGACAGGGCUGGGUGGCCCUGCACAUUGUAGGGAUGGUUUACAUGUUUGUCGCCCUGGCCAUCGUCUGUGAUGAGUUCUUCGUCCCUGCACUGGAAGUCAUCACCAACAAGCUGGAGAUCUCCGAUGAUGUGGCUGGGGCCACCUUCAUGGCGGCGGGAGGCUCUGCCCCUGAGCUCUUCACCUCCCUGAUUGGGGUCUUCAUCUCCCACAGUAACGUGGGCAUCGGCACCAUUGUGGGCUCAGCUGUCUUCAACAUUCUCUUUGUGAUCGGCAUGUGUGCCAUCUUCUCUCGGGAGAUGCUGCACCUGACCUGGUGGCCUCUGUUCAGGGACGUGAAUUUCUACAUCCUGGACCUCAUCAUGCUUAUCAUCUUCUUCUUGGAUAACAUGAUCCUGUGGUGGGAGAGCAUGCUGUUGGUGCUGGGCUACAUCAGCUACGUGAGCUUCAUGAAAUUCAACAGUCAGAUCGAGCAGGCGGUCAAGACCCAGCUUAACAAACACAUGAGCAUCGUUAAGGUGUGGACCACAGAGGAGCCAGAGAAGGAAAGUGAAGCACCACCGCCUCCACCACCUGCUGCUGCUGCUCCAGCUGCUCCGCCAAAAGUUGAAGAAAAAUCCAAACCAGAACCUGUACAACCUCCAAGCAGCCCUCAAAGCAGCAAACUGCUGCCAGACUCACAAGAUGACAAGACAAGACUCAAGGUGCGCCCUGCCCUGCAGCGAGGAGGCAGCUCAGCCUCCCUACACAACACCUCGCUUCGGAGCACCAUCUUCCAGCUGAUGAUCCACACAUUGGACCCUCUGGGAGAAGAUCCAGAUCAAAAGCCAAAGUCUGAGCAACCAGCUGCUGCUGCUGCACCAGAGGGAGCAGCUACUGCUGAGCCAUCCACCUCACAGCCUCCAAAGGCAGAAGAGACAACUCAGGAAACAUCUGACCGGCCGGACGAAUCGAAGGCAGCAGCAGCAUCAGCGGGUGGAUCAGGGGGCUCUGAGGGCAGUGCUGAGGAUGAGAGUGGUGAUGAAGAAAGCAGCGAUUCGAGCGAGAGUGAAGAUGAUGGCGACAAUGAAGACAAGGAGGAAGAAGAAAAGGAGGAAGAAGAGGAGGAGGAGAACCAACCAUUGUCUUUAGAGUGGCCUGAAAACAGGCGCAAGCAGGCGACUUAUCUGUUCCUGCUGCCCAUCGUGUUCCCGCUGUGGCUCACCCUGCCUGAUGUCCGCAACCUGGCAUCCAGGAGAUACUUUGCCAUCACCUUCAUAGGCUCCAUCAUCUGGAUUGGUGCUUUCUCCUACCUGAUGGUGUGGUGGGCUCAUCAGGUGGGUGAGACUGUGGGCAUCUCAGAGGAGAUCAUGGGACUGACCAUCUUAGCAGCUGGGACAUCAAUCCCUGACCUGAUCACCAGUGUGAUUGUGGCCCGGAAGGGUUUGGGUGACAUGGCAGUGUCCAGCUCAGUGGGGAGUAACAUCUUUGACAUCACUGUAGGUCUGCCGAUUCCAUGGUUGAUGUACACCCUGCUCCACAAUGGUGAGCCAGUUAUGGUCAGCUCCAAUGGCCUGUUCUGCGCCAUUGUGCUGCUCUUCUUGAUGCUCCUCUUUGUCAUUAUCUCCAUCGCCGCCUGUCGGUGGAAGAUGAGCCGAAAGUUGGGCCUCACCAUGUUCGUACUGUACUUUGUGUUCCUUGUCCUGAGUGUUCUGCUGGAGGAUCGUGUCCUCAUCUGCCCUGUUUCCAUCUGAGGGAAACAGCACCGUCACACAAGACUUGGUACAUCCACACACGAAUUAUACUGUAAUAUAGGAUCUGUUAGAGAAAAGAACUGAGCCUAAUGUUAAAAGGCUGAUCAGGCACACACUAGAUGCUAAUUAAAGGAAAAUUCUACGCUUAACAUGGUUUUACAUAUUUAAUCUGACAUUUAAUGACAUUUAAUCAACAUUUUCCAGCAGCUCCAGUCUCAUAGUAAAGUAUUAUCCUCCACCUUUUUAACUGAGUGUCUGAGCUGUGUGAAAUAUAUUCACCAUAUAGUGCAAAGAGAUGUACA
Molecule: messenger RNA, 2513 nt
Organism: Oreochromis aureus
Lineage: Eukaryota; Metazoa; Chordata; Actinopteri; Cichliformes; Cichlidae
Product: sodium/potassium/calcium exchanger 1-like
Exons: 8
Coding region: 73-2211 (712 amino acids)
Biological process (GO): long-term synaptic depression; intracellular calcium ion homeostasis; calcium ion transmembrane transport
Cellular component (GO): membrane
Molecular function (GO): calcium channel activity; calcium, potassium:sodium antiporter activity
Source: RefSeq, a predicted model, not a curated record